AUGACAAGUUUCGGAAGUGGUGAUUCAAAUUAUAGCCAUCAUGAAAGUGAUUUUGAUUUGGAAGAGAGUAAUCGAGAGAGUUUACGACGUGAUGCCGAACGAUCUGCUGCUUUACAACUUGAACGAGCUAAGUAUAAACCAGUUGCAUUCGCUGUAUGUACAAAUGUUGAUUAUGACGGUUCAAUAGAUGAUGAUUCUCCAGUUCACGGAUGUGCGGUUUCGUUUAAAGUUAAGGAUUUCCUUCAUAUUAAAGAGAAGUUCAAUAAUGACUGGUGGAUAGGGCGUCUUGUUAAAGAAGGACACGACCUCGGAUUUAUACCUUCACCUGUUAAAUUAGAAAGUAUUCGGCAGCAAAGUGCCAAAGGAUCCAAAUUUAAACAGUCGUCCAGUGGCAGUAAUUUAGGUACUCUUGAUGAUAUGAUCCGACGAAGUGGCUCAAGAGGUUCAACACCGCCAACUCCAAAAUAUGGUCACGGAAAAAAGGUUGCUGAUAUGGUUACAACGCCUCCACCAUCGAAGGAAAAGAAAAAAUUAAUGUUUAAAAAGCAAGAAAAUGUGCCACCUUAUGCUGUAGUGCCUUCUAUGAGACCUGUGGUAAUCGUUGGUCCAUCACUUAAAGGAUAUGAUGUCACUGAUAUGAUGCAAAAAGCUGUUUUUGAUUAUCUUAAGCAUCGAUUUGAAGGAAGAAUAAUAAUUACUCGAGUGACAGCAGAUAUAUCGUUAGCCAAGCGAACAUUGUUAAACAAUCCAUCAAAACGUGCGACUAUGGAGCGAGCGAACUCAAGAUCGAGCAACAGUUUAGUCGAAAUACAAGCUGAAAUAGAACGAAUCUUUGAAUUGGCUCGUUCAAUGCAAUUAGUGGUACUCGAUUGUGAUACUAUUAAUCAUCCAUCGCAAUUAACUAAAACUUCACUUGCACCUAUCCAUGUUUAUAUUAAAAUAAGUUCGCCCAAAGUUUUGCAAAGGCUAAUAAAGUCUCGGAAUAAAUCCCAGACUCGAAAUAUGAAUGUUCAAAUGGUUGCUGCAGAAAAAUUAGCUCAAUGCCCUUCUGAAAUGUUUGAUGUAUUACUGGAUGAAAAUCAAUUGGAGGAUGCUUGUGAACAUCUAGCUGAUUAUUUAGAAUCAUAUUGGAGAGCGACUCACCCGCCAGUUAAAUCGCCACCAAGAAUUAAGAGAAAUCCGAUGGAAAACCGCGGGCCAACAACUAUAUUCACACCAAUGCAGUACGAUGAAUCGGUUCCAAUACAAAAUAUGGUUAGUCAUCCGAGCGGAUCUCUGCCUCUACAAAACAUGCAACGCAUACCACCAUCAUCACAGCAGCAAUCGCACAUUAUGCAGCAGGAUCAGCAAGGCUUCGAUGAGUACGAUGAUGAUAAUUUUCAGUGGAGAUAG
Messenger RNA from Dracunculus medinensis (Guinea worm), 1392 nucleotides. Lineage: Eukaryota; Metazoa; Nematoda; Chromadorea; Rhabditida; Dracunculidae. The record is from the annotation of a GenBank genome assembly.